AUGACGUCAGUACGUGAGGAAUGAAUGAAACGUCAUCCUUACGGCUGCAGCUUUGGUCCUACAGUGGUGCGCGGCCUUUCUUUCUCUCUAGCUUCAACUCAAUAAUUAAGCAAAUUAUCUCAUGUUUAAUUUUAUAACCAUGGCGCGAAACAUCCCCUUCUACGCCGCCCCCACUUGUCUUCUUCUUAUCACUGGACUGUGUUAUCGAGUGGCUGCCGAUGGGCUGGUGAACGAGGAGGUGAAACGAACGGUGGAUCUGAGCACGCACCUUGCUAAGAUAACAGCAGAGAUUCUUCUGUCAAACCAGGGAGACUCGGCGGUACAUCACUUUAUCUUGGCAGUAGAGCCCGACCUGGCCCCCCACCUCGCGUAUGUCGGAGCAUCGGUAAGUGAUUUCGGAAUGAAUUUGCUGUAAACCAUAUUUUGCCAGGUAGCUAGUUGGCUAACUAACAUUAGCUAGCCGGCUAACUUUAGCUAGUUAGCUAACAUGCACAUCUUUGUCCCGAAGCGCCCAGUCAAGGCAAGGAAGCUACAGUACUUGCUCGCUAGUAAAUGUCUACUUUUGCUAAAUGGCCGAUCUACCUAACUGUGGAAGUGAUGUUGCAAAAACAUUUUUAGAAGGGCAUUAUAUGAAGGUGGCGUGGAACUGUUUGAAUGGGCUAGCGGGUGCACUUCCGCAACACAACUCGUUCUGUCAGUGGCGAAAUGACACGUAUGCGCUUAGAGGGUAGCUACUUCCGUGUCUAAUCUGAACAGCCCCCUUUUGUGUGCAAUAUUUUUGAAUUGCCUAGGACCUUAAUUUAUGUCAGAUAGUUGUUAGUUAGACUAAAUGCUUCCCCCUUGGCUUUCUCCUACUAUCAGUGAUUGUUUAUACUCCACCCAUACCAGUGGGGAAUGAAUACUCACUCUACAUUCACACCGCUACCGCUGCAUACUCAAACUCAUUCCUGCCUGUAAAUGAAUAAGCCUCAUGUCCAGUUGUAGUUGAAUUGCAGCAGAAUGGACAGACAUGUAAAUGUAUGUCUUUGCCAGGUGAAGGGUGAUGAAGAGGAGGAUGUCAUGCUUGAGCUCAAGCAGACAACGAUCCAAGGUCAAAGGUGAGAAGUCUAAUAUAUUGUGCAUCCCUGUUCACUAAGGUUACAUUGCAUUGUCCAUUGUAUGUCAUUAGACUGUAAAGUUUGUAGAUAUGCACAAUUUCACCAUGUUAAACUUCACCCCUUUUUUUCCAGUGGAGUUUCUCUCACUGUUUUAGUUUGUCCCCUUCUUGUUUUUAGAACCAUAUAUGUUAGUGCUGGUGACCUGACCCCUCUCCUAUCUGCUAUCCUCUCUACAGUGGGGAGUUUUACAAGGUGCAGUUACCCUCCGGUCUGGGUGUGGGCGCUAAGCUGCGGGUGAAGGUGGAGAUUGUCCUGAGCCACAUCCUGAGGCCCUACCCCACCCACAUCACCCAGGCUGAGCGUCAGCUGGUGGUGUUCCAGGGUAACCACUACCUGUACUCCCCCUACCCCACCCGCAGCCAGACCACCCGCGUCCGCCUCGCCUCUAAGACUGUGGAGAGCUACACCAAGCUGGGCAACCCCAGCAAGAGCGAUGAAGCUAUUGAGUAUGGCCCCUUCCGUGAUGUCGCCCCAUUCAGCGAGGUAAAGUGUCUCGGAGGGCCCUGACUGGAUUUAGGAUUCAUUUAAUAUAUAUUUUUAUGUAUAUUUUCAGACUUUAUUGAAUAGAUUGAUAGAGAGGAUGACAGUGGGGAAAGAUGGACAUUGUAUCAAAGGGCAGAAGGCUGGAUUUGAACCGUACACAUGUGUAGACGUGUGCCAGAGGCUGCGGCUUAGACAGCUAGACCACCCUAGGCCACGUCCUUCAAUGGUUUAAACACUUUUGGGCCAGCUGAAUAGCAAACAUUGGCUUAGUGGAUUCAUAUUUGGAAGAGAAGCAAAAGGAGAAAUGUAUUUUUUUUGUUCUUUUUAGGAUGCCAUGAAGGUCCAUUAUGAGAACAACACACCCUUCCUCACCAUUAGCAGCAUCACCCGCAUCAUCGAAGUCUCUCAUUGGGGAAACAUUGCUGUGGAAGAGACCAUUGACAUGAGGCACACAGGGGCAUUCCUGAAAGGGCCUUUCUCCCGUUAUGACUACCAGCGCCAGUCUGACAGUGGCAUCUCAUCAGUCAAAUCCUUUAAGGUGUGUUGAUUUUAAAGACUCCUUUAUUGCCAUGGAUAUUGGUGCAGUUUCAAAUCAUGCUCGCAGAAGGACUUCUUAAGACUGUAUAAUAACUUCAUCUCUUAAUUCUCCCGAAGACCAUCCUUCCUGCCUCAGCUCAGGAUGUGUACUACCGGGAUGAGAUCGGCAACAUAUCCACCUCCCACCUCCAGAUUCUGGAAGAAUCUGUGGAGGUGGAGGUUAGGCCCCGUUUCCCCCUGUUUGGUGGCUGGAAGACCCACUACAUUAUCGGCUACAAUUUGCCCAGCUACGAGUACCUCUACACUCUGGGUGAGUUGCGUUGACUAGAUUACCAGAUUACCAUAACUAUUAAUAACCAUAACUCUUUAAAGAGAAAUGGCCUGAAAGCUAAAAAAGAAUAUGCUAUUGCUUGAAUGCAUCCCAUUGGUUCUCAGGUGAUCAGUACGCUCUGAAGAUGAGGCUGGUUGACCAUGUAUAUGAUGACCAAGUCAUCGACUCCCUCACUGUUAAACUCAUACUGCCAGAAGGCGCCAGGUGAGCAUGCAUGAUGUGUAUGUGCACACACUCCUUUAGUGUCUGUGGAAAUCUCCUGUUUCAUUCUAAUGAUCCUCAUCGCUUCCUCUCAGGAACAUCCAUGUGGAAACCCCCUACCCCAUUGACCGUAUUCCAGACCAGCUGCACUACACCUACCUGGACACCUUUGGCCGUCCCGUGCUGGUGGCCUCUAAGAACAACCUGGUGGAGCAGCACAUCCAGGACAUAGUGGUGAGCUGCUGGGCCCUAAUGGAAGAGGGAAUUUGAGACUUUAGGGGGAAAGUUCAGGGUAGAAAGGAAGGCAGUUUAUGUUUUUGGGUUCAAUGUAUCUCUAAAACCAGUGUGCCAUUACUAUGACAGGAUUGUUAUAAGCAAUCGCUCCAGAGAUACACCACCACUAGGGCCCAACAGCUGCAUGCUUUACAUCUGAAACCCUUGCAUAGAAAUGCUUUAGAUGCAAUGGAAGACUAGGUCCCUCAUUGAUGGUGCAAGUUCCUCAGUGGCUCUUUCUCUCGUCCGCCAGGUGCAUUAUACCUUCAAUAAGAUCCUGAUGCUGCAGGAGCCUCUAUUGGUGGUGGGGGCCUUCUACAUCCUCUUCUUCACAGUCAUCAUCUAUGUGCGCCUGGACUUCUCCAUCACUAAGGUACACCAUCCUCAACAUACUCUGCUCCUCUUAUUAUAAUUAUUAUUAUUGGGAGCACUUUAACUCUCCUGUCAUUACUCCCUUCUAAGUUCAUCUCCUUUUUCCUGUGUGCACUUGCUGACUCUCUCCCCUUCUCUCUCUCUCUCUCCAUCUUUUUUUCAGGACCCUGCUGCAGAGGUUCGUAUGAAGGUGGCCUCCAUCACAGAACAGGUCCUGACCCUGGUCAACAAGCGUUUAGGGCUGUACCGCCACAUGGACGAGGUGGUGAAUCGCUAUAAGCAAUCCCGAGACACGGGGGCCCUGAACAGCGGUCGCAAGACCCUGGAGGCUGACCACCGUACCCUCACCAACGACAUCAGCUCCCUGCAGGCCCGCCUUAAAGCAGAGGGCUCCGACCUUGCAGAUAAGGUGUGUGUGUAUUCAAUUGUAUGUACAGUAUUUGGUGUGUGUACAGUAUUUGUACCUACCUGUGUGUAUACACUGUGCUGAGCCUUAGAUUCCGCUGUGUGUGUCGUCAGGUGGGUGAGGUGCAGAAGCUGGAUGGCCAGGUGAAGGACCUGGUGGGUCGCUCCUGUCAGGAGGCUGAGCGCCUGGUGGCAGGCAAGGUGAAGAAGGAGGCCUACAUCGACAACGAGAAGACCCUAACUAGCAAGAGACUGGAGCUGGUGACCCGCAUCGACAGUCUGCUGGACACCCUGUAAACACCACAAUACACACAUUAGUGUACAGUACACACACACGUGUUACACAUCUGUUGAACCGCUCCUGCACUCAUUUAUAAUAAGGAACAUCGACAUUUGCACACUUACACCCGCAAGCUCAUUGUCCAUCCUCUGAGACCCAGACACGAAGUACACACUCAUGUAAAUGUAAUGUAACCUGUAGGUGCAUACAAACACUUGUGCCUUUGUGCCUCGCUACAAAAAUGACGGCAUUAUGCUUAACACCACAGUGAAUGCUUGCAUCACACCUUACGUGGGAGAGUCUAUUGUGAUUUAAAUUGCGUGGAAGAGUGUUGUUGCUCAGAGUAAAUGCAGCAUUUUCAUGUUUAAAUUUGGAAUCCUCUUUUGUAUUGUUUAGUUUUCACCCUUUUGAAUGAUUGUUGGAGAUUAACAAUAAUUGUUUUCCUAUGGAUAGUCAAGUUACUCUGUAAGGGUUGUCUCAUACAUGUCUCAUCUGUCCCAUGUCUAUACUCCCUUGAGCCCUUCCAACCUGUGCGCUCCUCUAAAGGGGGAAGUAGUCAUCAAUGCCGGUGCCCCUGAAAUAAGGUGGUCCUUGUGAGUCAAACAAUCUCUAAAUGUCUUUGUCAUAUUUUUUGCACUUACGAACCACAAUUGCUACUUCCCACUGGCCAUUACAUUUGUGUAUUUGAACAAUGUUGAAGCUCUGACACAGUGUGGACCCCAAUUCAAAGGGUUAGCAUCUUCAUGUAAAGUUUCUAAUUGUCCCUCUGUAAUAUUUCUAAUAUUUGUAUGAUUUCUUGUUUUGUAAUGGUAUGUUUUCUUUGAUAGAUUAGAGAAUGCAUGAGAUUAGGCCAUGUGUGUGGGGAAGAGUAUGGGGCAAUCAAAGACAUUGGGUGAUAAUGUAUGUGAACCUGUACCAGUUGUAAAUGAAAUGGGGAAAAAUGAACCAAAUUUGAAAUAAAUCUGAAAAACAUGAAAGAAUAUAUAAUUUUUUGAAAUCAAAUGUGUUG
Messenger RNA from Coregonus sp. 'balchen', 5048 nucleotides. The record is from the annotation of a GenBank genome assembly. Lineage: Eukaryota; Metazoa; Chordata; Actinopteri; Salmoniformes; Salmonidae.